CAAAUAAUUAAAUGGCGUCUUUUUUUCUUUGUUCAUUUUUUGGAUGAUUUUCGUUCGGUAAACAUUGGAUUUUAGUGUUAAAUAAAAGCCAGACGUCUUGAACCCUGGUUGGAUAUCUAACGAAGCCCAGGUAGAGCUUUGGUAUGGAUGUUGUUAGCUCUGAACUUGAUGAUCAACAUCAUGGACUGUAUGAGGUCAGGGAGCUUGAGCAGGGCCAGGGAUGUGUGGUCAAGAACGAACCGGAAGAACUUGCCCACAAAUUGGAUGAUUCAUCUGAGCAAGAUCAGUCUCUUGGUCCAUCUAGUAACCAGUUCAGUUCAAACUUCGAAUCUGAAUUUGACUCUGGUGAUACGUUCAGUUCAAACAUUCGCAUAAAGGCAGAACCAGAUGUUGACACAGUGAGUGACAUUAGUAAGACUUUUUACUGCACAGAGGGUGCAUCAGAUGAUUUCAAUGACUACGGAACUGAGUUGACUAAAACAGAGACUCCAAGCUCAGAGUCUGAGUUUGAGGAGUCUAGUGCUCAGGAUAAUGUUACAAUCAAAACGGAACCUGCUGAUGACUACUAUGAUGAGCCAAGUUCAUCAGCAAGCUCUUAUCCUUACGGGGCACCAGCUGGUGAGUGGCAGGGAGAAGGAAAUGAGUUGCUACCUUCAGCAGGGCCUGUUCCUGUGUGCCUCAUACCAGCAGCUGGGAACCGGGGUCUGUUGAGAAUCGAUGUUGAAGACCCGCUCCAUCCUGUGCAGAGUGGAGUCGUGAAAGAGGAGCCUGCAGAGGAAGACAUAGACGGGAGUAGUAACGAUGCCAGCGUGGCUGAUGAUGAUCAGAUGUGUUUGAACCAAGACAAUCAAGCUGGAGAUGACACUGUUUCAUCUUCUGGUUGGCGUGUCGAGGCCAAUUAUCCGCAUUCUGUAACCCGGUCCCAACUGUCUUCGGUUGAAACAGGGAACAAACAGGACAAGAAUAAAGCACAUAAGUGCAAAAGAUGUAACACAACAUUCCCAUGGAAAGGAUUGCUUGAAUCUCAUAAGUGCGGAGUGAAACCUUUCAAAUGUGACCAGUGUGAUAAGUCAUUCAACCAUAGUAAUAACUUGAAAUAUCACAGACGAAGCCACACAGGGGAAAAACCUUUCACAUGUGACCAGUGUGAUGAAGUAUUUUCGCACCGAACUUAUCUUACACGACAUAAAAUGGUUCACACAGGAGAAAGACCAUACACCUGUGACCAGUGCGAUAAAACUUUUAUAUCCAAUAGUGAUCGGACCAGACAUAGGCGUAUUCAUACAGGGGAAAGACCAUUUAAAUGUGACCAGUGUGAUAAAGCAUUCACACAGAGUAGUGCACUCUCUAAGCAUAAGUAUCAACACACAGGAGAAAGACCAGUGUUUCGCUGUGACCUGUGUGAUAAAACCUUCACGCAGAGUAGCGCGCUCUAUCAGCAUCAACGCAAUGUCCAUUCAGGAGGAAUACCUGGCUACAAGUGCGAUGUAUGUGGCAAGGCAUUCAAAAAGAGUAGCAACCUGAGCCGGCACUUACAAAUCCAUACAGGAGAAAAACCAUUCGCCUGUGACCAGUGCGGUAAAACAUUCGCGUACAGUAAUGAUUUGACAAAACACAAACGGGUUCAUACUGGAGAAAGACCUUAUGCCUGUGACCAGUGUGAUAAGAUCUUUGUCUGCAGUGGCGAUCUUGGCAGACAUCGACGAAUUCAUUCUGAGGAAAGGCCGUAUGCGUGUGAUCAGUGUGAUAAAACAUUCAAGCAAAGUAGUACUUUGUAUCAGCAUAGAUUUACUCAUACUGGUCAGAGACCAUUUGCCUGUGACCAGUGUGACAAAACGUUUGCAUGGAGUAGUGAAGUUUCUCAGCAUAAACUUUCAUCUUCUGGUUUGCGUGUCGAGACCAAUUGUACGCAUGCUACAAUCAAGUCCCACCUGUCUUCAGUCAAAACAGGAAACACCUUAGUCAAAAAGGACAAGAAAAAAGGUCACAAAUGUGAAAGAUGUAACGCGACGUUCCCGUGGAAAGGAUUGCUUGAAUCUCAUAAGUGCGGAGUGAAGCCUUUCAAAUGUGACCUGUGUGAUAAGUCAUUCAACCAUAGUAAUAACUUAAGAUAUCAUAAGCGAAGCCACACUGGUGAAAGGCCAUUCAAAUGUGACGAGUGUGACCGGGAUUUUACACACAGAACUAAUCUUUCACGACACAAAACAACUCACACAGGAGAAAGACCAUAUCCUUGUGAUCAGUGUGAUAAAACCUUCAUCACUAGUAGUGAUCGGGCCAGACAUAAUCGUAUUCACACAGGAGAAAGACCAUUUAAGUGCGACCAGUGCGACAAAGACUUUGCUUAUAAAUCUCAUCUCACAGUGCAUCAGCGUAUUCAUACGGGAGAAAAACCAUUCAGAUGUGACCAGUGUAAUGAAGCAUUUUCAGACGGAACUUAUUUUACCAAACAUAAAAUGAUUCACACAGGAGAAAGACCAUAUGCUUGUGACUUGUGUGAUAAAACUUUUAUAUCCAAUAGUGAUCGGACCAGACAUAGGCGUAUUCAUACAGGGGAAAGACCAUAUAAAUGUGACCGGUGUGAUAAAGCAUUCACACAGAGUAGUGCACUCAAUAAGCAUAAGUAUCAACACACAAGAUAAAGACCAGUGUUGACUCAAAAAGAGUAGGGCCUUGAAUUGACACUUACAAGCUCCAGAAAGACCUUCAUGGGGAGUGGCGAUCUUUUGAGACAGAAACGAACUGUUAUUUAGAUAAUGUAAAUGUAUUACAUGUAUAAGAUGAAGCAGCGAAUAA
This is a messenger RNA of Lineus longissimus, 2796 nucleotides long. RefSeq names its product zinc finger protein 431-like. Gene Ontology annotation, biological process: regulation of transcription by RNA polymerase II. The transcript is spliced from 5 exons. The record is from RefSeq and is a predicted model, not a curated record. NCBI's taxonomy places the organism in Eukaryota, Metazoa, Nemertea, Pilidiophora, Heteronemertea, Lineidae. Gene Ontology annotation, cellular component: nucleus; chromosome. Bases 144 to 2642 code for a protein of 832 amino acids. Gene Ontology annotation, molecular function: chromatin insulator sequence binding; DNA-binding transcription activator activity, RNA polymerase II-specific; RNA polymerase II cis-regulatory region sequence-specific DNA binding.